UUUGAGUUCGAACAAAACAAAAGUGCAUUAAACCAAAUGCCACGAUCGGUUUUGUAGUUACCGAUACUAGACGAACGGAUAUCCUCCAGACGCCCUCCAAACACAGUCGCAUGAUUACUAGACCCCCUAUAAAAUCAAGCGAGGUGGGCGCUGAAACUCCAGGCCACGCCAUCGGAGAGUGAAAUUCGGUAGAAGAAUAUCAGCAAUUCAGAACAAUGUCUUUUGCUCUGCUCGCCGUAGCGGCUGUGCUGGUUCUUCAUGGCACUUAUGCAAGCACGACUUACCCAGAACAGAAUCCAGCGCUUCAAGAGUAUCAAAAUGAAGGACCGUGUUUUCCCCUCGAAGAGACAUGGUACGUGGCGUACAGGAAUUACGAGACGGAUCCAAUUUUUGGCGGUUCGGCUAAAUGUGUCAGAUUCAGCGAGACUGAUCCCGGGCAAAAUGGCGCUUACCCAGUGAUUGUCGAGUACGAACCAAACUUUUCAGCUGAUCUAACAGUGACCCUCAGCUCAUCACCAGGAUAUACACUGAAAAAUAUUUUGAAUUUUCAGCCUCAAGGUCAGAGUAUGUCGGUGCCGGCUUACUCAGCGUACAAAGACGUGAAGAAGUGUGACGUACUCCGAACGACCUACGCAGGGGAUGAUGCCUGUGUCCUCCUCGUCCCAAAGAGCCAGCUGGGACAUCACGAAAUGUGCUGUGACUUCAUCUUUGACCUACUCUGCGGCACCGCACCGAAGUAUAACAUUUCCGACAGCAGCUGUCCGUAGAAGGCAUGAUGCAGCUUUAUACAGCGUCUUUGUUGCCGACAAGUUAAACGCCGUUUAUGCAUGGGAAUGGUUGCUGGUGAUAGAAACGUAUCCCAGUUGUAAGUAAAUAAAAAAAUAUUAUUGGCAUA
Messenger RNA from Ixodes scapularis (black-legged tick), 895 nucleotides. RefSeq lists its product as uncharacterized. Bases 216 to 767 code for a protein of 183 amino acids. Gene Ontology annotation, molecular function: amine binding. Gene Ontology annotation, biological process: symbiont-mediated perturbation of host defenses. NCBI's taxonomy places the organism in Eukaryota, Metazoa, Arthropoda, Arachnida, Ixodida, Ixodidae. The record is from RefSeq and is a predicted model, not a curated record. The transcript has 5 exons.